Molecule: messenger RNA, 1732 nt
Organism: Pongo pygmaeus (Bornean orangutan)
Lineage: Eukaryota; Metazoa; Chordata; Mammalia; Primates; Hominidae
Gene: PSMB4
Product: proteasome 20S subunit beta 4
Exons: 7
Coding region: 831-1625 (264 amino acids)
Cellular component (GO): proteasome core complex; cytoplasm
Source: RefSeq, a predicted model, not a curated record
CUUCAAGAUUCAGUUCUACCGUUAUCGGCUGUGUGACUGGGUAAAUCACUACACCGCAAGCCUCGGUUUCCUAUUUACGAAAUGGGUCGAAUAACGCCUGCCACAUGGGGCUGCUCUGAGGAGUACAGAUGUAAGAGAUCCUGUGUUCACUGAUAUUUUCAUGUGGGCUUUUUGAUAAUGAUCCAAAAGGAACAUGAGAAUUGUGACUUCUCAGCCGGGCGAGGCGACUUACUCCUGUAAUCCCAGCACUUUGGGAGUCCGAGGCAGGCGGAUCACCUGAGAUCUGGAGUUCGAGACCAGCCUGGCCAACAUGGUGAAACCCCGUCUCUAGCAAAAAUACAAAAAAUUAGCCAGGCGUGGUGGCAGGCGCCUGUAAUCCCAGCUACUCGGUAGGCUAACGCAUGAGAAUCGCUUGAAUCUGGGAGGCAGAGGUUGCAGUGAGCCGAGAUCGCGCCACUGCACUCCAGCCUGGGGGACAGAGCGAGACUCCGUCUCAAAAAAAAAAAAAAAAAAAUUGUGACGUCUCACUCAGGAUCAGCGUCUUUAAGUGGCCACCUCCCCACCCCACCUUCAUGCCUCCGUCCUCCUUGAAUCUUUUGUUAGAACGCUGUGAUCUGGUCCAAACUCUACGGAGAUGCGAUGCGAAGCCAUGUUGGGCAAUUUCAACUCCCUGUCUCGGUCGCCACCUAGGAUUACUGCACGUUCAGCUACGACCUCAUCAACAUGGCUGCCGGAAGUCGCCUACAGGAAAAAGAAAGAAAUAACACUGAAGGAUCACUUCCGCUUCCGUUGGCGCAAGCGCUUUCAUUUUUUCUGCUACCGUGACUAAGAUGGAAGCGCUUUUGGGGUCGCGGUCCGGACUUUGGGCGGGGGGUCCGGCCCCAGGACAGUUUUACCGCAUUCCGUCCACUUCCGAUUCCUUCAUGGAUCCGGCGUCUGCACUUUACAGAGGUCCAAUCACGCGGACCCAGAACCCCAUGGUGACCGGGACCUCAGUCCUCGGCGUUAAGUUCGAGGGCGGAGUGGUAAUUGCCGCAGACAUGCUGGGAUCCUACGGCUCCUUGGCUCGUUUCCGCAACAUCUCUCGCAUUAUGCGAGUCAACAACAGUACCAUGCUGGGUGCCUCUGGGGACUACGCUGAUUUCCAGUAUUUGAAGCAAGUUCUCGGCCAGAUGGUGAUUGAUGAGGAGCUUCUGGGAGAUGGACACAGCUAUAGUCCUAGAGCUAUUCAUUCAUGGCUGACCAGGGCCAUGUACAGCCGGCGCUCGAAGAUGAACCCUUUGUGGAACACCAUGGUCAUCGGAGGCUAUGCUGAUGGAGAGAGCUUCCUCGGUUAUGUGGACAUGCUUGGUGUAGCCUAUGAAGCCCCUUCGCUGGCCACUGGUUAUGGUGCAUACUUGGCUCAGCCUCUGCUGCGAGAAGUUCUGGAGAAGCAGCCAGUGCUGAGCCAGACCGAGGCCCGCGACCUAGUAGAACGCUGCAUGCGAGUGCUGUACUACCGAGAUGCCCGUUCUUACAACCGGUUUCAAAUCGCCACUGUAACCGAAAAAGGUGUUGAAAUAGAGGGACCAUUGUCUGCAGAGACCAACUGGGAUAUUGCCCACAUGAUCAGUGGCUUUGAAUGAAAUACAGAUGCAUUAUCCAGAACUGAAGUUGCCCUACUUUUAACUUUGAACUUGGCUGGUUCAAAGAUAGACUCUUCUUUUGUAAAGUAAAUAAAUUCUUCAAAAUG